AUGACUAGGAGCACCGUGAUUGUGGAGGCCAACGAGAGGCCUCGUGGUGGCCAACGAGAGGCCUCGUGGUGGCCAACGAGAGGCCUCGUGGUGGCCAACGAGAGGCCUCGUGGUGCAACGGUAGCGUGUCUGACUCCAGAUCAGAAGGUUGCGUGUUCAAAUCACGUCGGGGUCACAGGGGAUGUAAUCACACACAAUACUGAAGCAACUACUACUAACAAGGAACAGCUUCACUCUCGUCAAGAGGUGUUUAUGGCCAAUAAACAUGCAGUGCAACCUAAUGCCAAGAGAGGGAAGAAUCGUUUAAGAUCACACAAUAAGACUGUAAAGACACAGAUGUGUACAAAGACUAAUGCUGAGGAGGUAGAGGAGAAAGAUGAUGAGCAGGAGGAAGAUGUGGGGUUUCUGGAGGAGGAAGGCAAUUAUUUAGGCUUUGACAAUGAAAUCAGUGAUAAGGCACAGGUCCCCUUACAUGGAAUUUGCCAUGCUGUUUCUACAGUACUGCUCUACAGAGCACCAUUCAUAAAUAAGUUAUCUCCUUCAGCAAAGAAGCAGAAGUGCAACAACAUCUUAGGCCAGCGUGGGCGUUCAGAGAACGUCGGGGGGGCGAUGGAAGCAAGAUUUUUGAAAGGGGGGCGUUCAGGUGUUCUUUGCGGGCGUUCGCAAGUUUGCACCAAAUAUCCUAGUCUCAGCCUCAGACGUCACACCCACAGACCGUUGGCUAAACAUCUGAUGCAUAAGGCACACUUUUCUGGAAACACUUCAGCACGUUCGAAGUCGUCUUCUGAUUGGUUGAAUUUCACAGGAUUUCCGGGAGACAUGCGUGUCGCGUUCUUUAACGGUCCGCCUGGAAACAACAAAGCCUUCUGAUCUAAGAAGUAAGCUGUCGUGUUUACAACGGUUGCUAUAAGAAUUCAUCACGAUCGACUUAACGCUCAAUUCUUAAAAGUAUGCAAGGUUCAUGGCAUAAACUUAUAAUCAUUGUUGUUUCUGUUAACUUUUGACACGUUCGUGAAUGUACAUCGGUCUGUUACUGCGGAGACAUUUCCACGCCUCUAAACAUGACGCGACACAAAACGAAACGUGAUUGGUUGCUUUACCUGUCAGUCAUUGGCCAAAGAAAGCGGCGAUAAGUUCCCGCGAAACUACAAAUAUCCAGAGGUGGGUAGAGUAGCCAAAAUCUUUACUCAAGUGAAAGUACAAGUAACUAGAGAAAUUGUUACUCAAGUAAAAGUAAAAGUCACUAUUUUAAAAUUUACUUGAGUAAAAGUAAAAAAGUAUGCAAUGAAAAAACUACUCAAGUAGCUAGUUACUUAGUUACUUUGUAUCUGAUUAUAUAGGCCUACUACAUAAAAUUAAUAUUAACGCCAAUAUUUUAAUAUUACAUUUUAAUCAAUAUUUUUAAUUA
This is a messenger RNA of Triplophysa rosa, 1408 nucleotides long. RefSeq lists its product as uncharacterized. The record is from RefSeq and is a predicted model, not a curated record. The coding region runs from base 1 to 870 and encodes 289 amino acids. The transcript has 5 exons. Lineage: Eukaryota; Metazoa; Chordata; Actinopteri; Cypriniformes; Nemacheilidae.